GAACAAGCCUGCGUACUCUAGUAUUUUAGUAGCACUUGUUAUAUUCGUAUGUUAUCUAGUUUAUAAAAGACACGCCAUAGUAGUUAAGGUGUUUUUUCAAAUGAUGCAGAUUGAACUAAACCCAACAGUCAUACGAAAGACGUUUGUGUAAUAUCAACAGCGUGCUAUUUUAGUGGGUGUUGUCAAGUCCAUUAGCCUUAGGGGGAAAUUCAGGGUAGCAGUACCAACAUGGAUUCUUCAGUAUGGACAGUACAGCUCCUUUUAUUGGCAGCCUGUUUCUUACAAGCUGCAGCUCUAAUUCAGUCACCACCUCGAAUGGUGAAACAACCUCCGACAGAAGAACUUCUGUUCCAAGUUGCACAGCAGCAGAAUGAGAAUGAUAAACCUUUCAUCAUAGAGUGUGAGGCAGAAGGAGAACCAGCCCCAAAGUAUCGAUGGAUCAAGAAUGGAAAACAUUUUGAUUGGCAAGCAUAUGAUGAUCGAAUCUCGCAGCAGCCGGGUCGUGGCUCCCUUGUAAUUUCAUCUCCUCGAGAUGAAGAUCUAGGUCAAUAUCAGUGUUUUGCUACAAACGAGUGGGGUACAGCCACUUCAAAUUCAGUAUUUGUCCGCAAAGCUGAAUUGAACUCUUUUAAGGAUGAACCACCUACCACAGUGAGUGCUCAGGAAGGUGAUCCUUUCAAGCUGACUUGUCAGCCUCCAGAUGGUUGGCCUAAACCAAAUGUGUACUGGCUUAUACAGAACAGCGAUGGUGGCAUAAAAAGCAUAAACAACUCUCGUAUGACUUUGGACCCUGAGGGUAACUUGUGGUUUUCCAAUGUAACCAGACAUGAUGCAAGUGAUGACUUUGCAUAUGCAUGUGCUGCCACGUCUGUGUUCAGAAAUGAGUACAAGGUUGGAAACCGUGUGUGGUUGGUAGUAGUACCAACUGGUGUGUCAGCAUCGCAAAACAGACAUGAACCUGUACAACAAUAUGUUACAAGGAAGAAUGAAGUUGCUUUACGAGGCAAGAAGGUUGAAUUGUACUGCAUAUUUGGUGGAACACCUCUACCUCAAACUGUUUGGCGUAAAGAUGGUCAAAUAAUACAUGCAUCAGAGAAGGUGACUCAGAGUAAUUAUGGCAAGAGCCUUGUCAUUAAACAUGCCUCAUUUGAAGACGAAGGAAGUUACACCUGUGAGGCUAGCAAUGGAGUAGGAACAGCCAAGUCAUACUCCAUCAACCUUCAGGUCAUGGCUGUCCCAUACUUCACUGAGGAACCCGAGAAUGUUAAUGCUGCAGAGGAUGAGACGAUUGAGUUCCGUUGCAAAGCGUCUGGCGUACCUGAACCCCAGAUAAAGUGGAUCCACAAUGGUCGCCCCAUCAGUGAGGCCCCUAUCAAUGUACGACGCAAGGUGACCCCUAACAGCAUUGUGAUCCAGAAUUUGAAAAAGAAUGAUACAGGAAAUUAUGGUUGCAAUGCUACCAACAGUCUUGGUUAUGUCUACAAGGAUGUCUAUGUCAAUGUUUUGGCUUUGGCUCCUGAGAUCAUAGAUCCUCCUCGGAAUGAGGCGACAGUUGAUGGACGCACCGUGACACUGAUCUGUCAUGUAUUUGGUGCACCAAAACCGCUAGUAAAAUGGAUUCAUGGUGGUGUAGAACUCACAGGAGGACGCUACUCAGUUCUUGACAGUGGAGAUCUUGAAAUCAGGGAUGUCAAUUUCAUGGAUGCUGGUGAUUACACUUGUUUUGCUGAAAACAAAUUUGGAGAUGCAAAGGCAGAGGGCACCCUGACUGUGAAAGAACAUACCAGGAUCACAGAUGGGCCAGAGGAUUAUGAAGUGGCCGUUGGUAGCACAGCGACUUUCAGGUGUAAUGCUGUGAGUGAUGCUUCACUUCCUCUCACUAUCGAGUGGUUGAAUAAUGGAGAGCUUAUAGAUUUUGAAGCGGAGCCUCGGUUUGUACGUUCUUCUGACUAUUCUCUCACCAUCACGAAAACAACCGAACUUGACUCACGCACCUACACGUGUGUAGCCCGAACAGAUCUGGAUAGUGCAAGUGCGCAGGCUACCCUGACAGUUCAAGACGUACCAAAUGCUCCAAACCUAAAGAGUGUUAUUUGCAAUAAACGUGAUGCAUCAAUUCACUGGGAACCAAUGGGCGAUAAUCGUGCUCCUAUUCUGCGGUACACUAUCCAGUUUAACACGAGCUUCACGCCAGACACAUGGGAGAUUGCAUAUGACUCUGUACCUGCAACAGAUAUGACAUACACUGUCGCAAUGAGUCCGUGGGCCAAUUACACUUUCCGAGUAAUAGCAUGGAACAAAAUUGGGCCCUCUGUUCCAUCACAGCAUUCUUCAGUCUGUACAACUCAAGCUGAUGUGCCUUACAAAAAUCCAGACAAUGUUGAAGGCAAAGGCACUGAACCAAAUAAUAUUGUCAUCAGCUGGACGCCAAUGCCUGAGAUUGAACACAAUGCUCCUCGGUUUAUGUAUCGAGUGUAUUGGAGGCGAGAUAUACCUGGCGAGCAGUGGGUCUCAAAUGACAUUUUGAACUGGGAGGACACCAAACUGAUUGUUCCUGACCAGCCAACUUUCCAGCAGUAUCGCAUCAAGGUCGUAGCCAUCAAUGAGAAGGGAGAAGCAAAUGUUGCACCCAAGGAAGUUAUUGGAUACUCAGGAGAGGAUGUUCCAACGCAGGCACCAUACAACUUCACACUUGUCCAAGUUAAGGACAGUACAACUGCCCUGCUCAGCUGGGACGCUGUCCCUCCAGAAAGUGUCCGUGGUCACUUCAAAGGAUAUAAGAUCCAGAUCUGGACAGAGAAAGAUGGAGAAGAUGGUUUACGUGAAAUUGAUGUGAAAGGUGAAAAAACAAACACAAUGGUUACGAAGUUCAUACCUCAUAGCAAGAACUUUGCACGGGUCCUUGUUUACAACAGCAGGUAUAAUGGACCGCCUAGCGAAACCCUCAGCUUUGAUACUCCUGAAGGUGUUCCUGGGACUGUGCAGUUCUUUGAAGCAUUCCCAUUAGGGUCUUCAGCCCUAUAUCUAAUAUGGAAGCGUCCAGAACAACCAAAUGGCAUCCUCACAGGCUACAAGAUUUACUAUCAGACUGUUAAAGGGACCAAGGUUGGUCCUAUACUUGAGAGGGAGCCACAUAUUUCAGACCCUAACCAGACUCGUGCAAAGCUGGCAGGUCUGGAACAAGGUACCAAGUAUAGACUUCACAUAAAGGCGACGACAAGUGCAGGAGAAGGGGAGGCUUACUUCAUUGAACAACGAACACGAUCACGAACGUCUGCUGCAGUCAUUCCUGACAAACCCAAGUUUACAUGGACAAAGUUGUCUUCAGAAGAAGGUUAUGCAAGAAUCAAGGUGGUUUGGCUGCCAAACAUUGAUGGAAUGCUAGGCUCCCACUUCUUUGUUAAGUACAGGAAGAAGGGUGAGACCAUGUUCCAGGAAACGGGUUCGGAGAUGAAUGAGGACUACAUCAUUGUGCGUGGGCUUAUGCCUGGUGAGAUGUAUGAAUUCAGUGUUGUUGCUGUUGACGGAGAACACAUGACUGAGAGUGAAGUGGAAGAAGUUGAGAUCUCAAGCAUGGAUAGCAUCAUCAUAAAGCCAAAGGAGAAUGUUGCUACUGCAGGAUGGUUCAUAGGGAUGAUGCUGGCCAUUGCAUUCUUGUUGCUUGUGUUGAUAAUUGUAUGUAUCAUCAAGCGUAACCGUGGUGGCAAAUAUGCCGUUCAUGAACGAGAAGCUGCACAUGGACGGACAGACUACCCAGAGGAGCCAGGAUUCCAUGAAUAUUCACAGCCACUAGAUAAUAAAUCCCAUGGUCGAGGGUCAAUGAGUAGUGACCCCAAAGCAGCUCCAGAGAGUGACACAGACUCCAUGGCAGAAUAUGGCGACGGAGACACGGGUCGAUUUACGGAGGAUGGCUCAUUCAUCGGACAGUAUGGUCCUGGGAGUAAACGGAGACCUGAGGAACAGCAGUCACCUUCAGCUAUCGCUACCUACGUGUAGUGGAGCUCACCAUUGACUGACCAAACGAACAAAGGACUGACUGCAAUGUAGGGAAAUUGAACAGAAACACUUUCCUACAAGAUACCACCACUGAAAGGGUGCCAUGCAACAGGGCACGAAUGCAUUAACAGUGCAUUUAUUAGUAUUUAUUAUUAGGGGAUAUGAACUUCGCAUUGCCAAGAGACGAGUACUGCCAGGACUUGUAUGGGUGAUAGUAGGAAUCGAGUAAUAAGAGAAAUGAUGGAGGUCAUAACAACAUAAGGGGCUAUAGAAAGGCAAUACCUUAAAAAGAAGCAAGUGUUUUUAUUCAUUCACUAGGUUUCAUUCAUGGAAGAACUUAAUCUUCUCCGUGGAUGAAAUCUGGCAUGUGAACAGUGUGUUAUUCCCUCCCUGCUAUGUCUGUUUCCUCUUAUGUUGUUGCCCAUGGUAUCCAUUUUUUCUCCAGUUUUUUUAUACAUUAUCGUAGCUUGUUUUUUAUACUCAUUAGAUACACUUUUUUUCCCUAGGAUGGCAAUAUUGCAGGCAGUACCAGAUGCUUCCCAGUUAAUGAUUGUGGGUGGGAAAUCACAUUUGACUAAUAUGUUUUCAAUCUGCUGCCUGGCUUGAUGUGGAUGGCAUGCAAGGAGAGGAGCUGUAGAUCUGUAAAGCCAUUUCUCUUCACUUUUAUUGCAACAUUAUCUACUUUUGAAACACACGCGACUCCUCGAGGGUAGUUCAGAUUGUAUCAGGCCCCUGGACAAUUUAUCGCUUCUUGAUUUAUACAUCUUUUAUUUUGAUUAGCUUGUAGUUGCUGCUGCUGCUCCAGGGUUGCAUGAAAAAGUAACACACAUAUUAAACUGUUCUGUCGCCAGGAGCCCAGCAUGUUACGUCAAUGAUGACACCAGUUCUCAUGAUUCCAUUAAAAUAGCGUUUGUAACAUCGUAGCAAUGACCAAGUUUCCUUGUCCAGUGUCCCAAAUAUGGCUUGUUCACAUUUACCCGGUAAUACCAA
Cryptotermes secundus is the source of this 4986-nucleotide messenger RNA. Its product is annotated as neuroglian. The coding region runs from base 229 to 3996 and encodes 1255 amino acids. Lineage: Eukaryota; Metazoa; Arthropoda; Insecta; Blattodea; Kalotermitidae. Gene Ontology annotation, biological process: cell-cell adhesion. The transcript has 22 exons. Gene Ontology annotation, molecular function: protein binding. The record is from RefSeq and is a predicted model, not a curated record.